GGUGUAAGGGCUCGUCCUCCGCCCGCAGUGUUUUUAAAAAAAUAUUUGUAAUUUUUUAAACGCUCGCCUGUGUUGCCAUGGCGCAUGCUUCGACCGAUACGUUUAAUUUAAUUAGUGAAAGGUGGUUUUGUGUGAAACUGUGAUUUGUGAUGUGUUUCGUUAUAUUUUCAUGUUAUUAGUGCUAUUUGUGUGGAAUUCUCUGGAUAAUAUUGGUUAAAAAGCAUGCCAACCCGCGACUACAAGCGUCGGAAACUGAGCAGCUACUACUGAGAGAACAAUGAGCACAGUCUCCGCCCCUGCGCUCUAGAGAUGCGCGCAAAGAGGCGGGGCGAUGGAUUGCUACGUGCCGAACAACCCCCAAUUUGGGUUGGUCGAGUAUUGCCCGACAGACCACGGGCUCUGCUGCGACCCUCUCCAGUGCACCUGUGUCGAGAACCCUCUGAGAGAGUUCCCGGAGGAGUGCUGUCAGCAGGAAAACGAGAACUGCUGUCCAGAAAAUGGCGAAGAGUUGAACGCUUUGAGCGAUACGAUCGCCUGCUCGGCGCUGUCUCCGGACGAGGGGUGGCCGCCCGAGGACAUGGGCUCCUUCUCCUUGCCCCCGCUCGACCUGGAGCCGCUGCCCUCGCUGUUCCCCUUCUCACCAUGCUCGGGAUACAAGAACGGAGCGGGGGAAUGCAGGGAGCGGGGAGGCGGGGAGGCAGCCGACGUCCUCCUCUCGCUGAAACACGCCGUCGUCCAUGGCGACUGUUCCUCCGAGGCCGUACACCCUCAGAUGAUGGUGAACAACGGCGGCUACCCGUACUACGAGCACUACGGCGGCGCGCCCCUGUUCCCCACCAUGAGCGUCAACGUUUCCAUGAACAUGACUAUGCACGGAUGCCCUCCGGAGCAGCUGUGCUCACAGAUGCAAUGGAACCAGAACGCCUCAACGCCAUCAGUGAACGUGGUCUACCCGCAGUCACAGAACGUGAUCAGCUCGUCCACCUACCCCUCAGCCACCUACUCCUUCACAGCCGACUUCAGAACACCUAACCAAAGCGAUCCGCUAAUAACAGCCACAUCGACAUUUAAGCCCCUACUGCAAAACCCUCAAAAACCAAACCCUAAUUAUGCCUUAUUCCAGCAGAAACCAAAUUUUUCGAACCAGAAAGGUUUAGGGCAAAGUUUGAAAAGGCCACCUUCUAAGCUUUAUGGACAAGAGACGCAGAAGGACCAGAAUAUGGGCAAUGGGUACAUCUUGAAUCAAGGACAGAUGCAUCCCCAGGAGUAUGGUUACGCUGCCUGUGUUAAUUCUUCUGGGAAAGUGCCGGUGGGUGCUCUAAGCAACUGUUCAGAAGACGAUGAACAGAAACCCAAUCUCUGCCGUAUCUGCGGCAAGACAUACGCUCGGCCCAGCACGUUGAAGACCCACCUUCGCACCCACUCUGGUGAAAGACCGUACAGGUGUGGAGACUGCAACAAGAGCUUCUCUCAGGCUGCCAAUUUGACUGCCCAUGUCAGGACUCAUACCGGUCAGAAGCCUUUUAGGUGUCCCAUAUGCGAUCGUCGGUUCAGCCAAAGUUCCAGCGUCACGACGCACAUGAGAACACACUCGGGGGAGCGGCCGUAUCAAUGCAGAUCCUGCAAGAAGGCGUUCUCGGAUAGUUCUACUCUAACGAAACAUUUACGCAUCCAUUCGGGAGAGAAACCGUACCAGUGCAAAUUGUGUUUACUCAGGUUCUCCCAGUCAGGCAACCUGAACCGCCACAUGAGGGUCCACGGGAACAUGUCGGGCGGCAUGCUCGGCUGACACUUGCAGAGAUGCGGCCUAUCAGCCGUCUACUACUAAACAGGAGAGAUCUUCGUACAUCUGAAGGAAAUCGAGCCAAAAAAGACAAUUUAAAAAUGUGUUUGCGCUUAAUAAAUGUGCUACGGGCUAGCUUGUAAAUUGAAAUGGCGAUAUGUAUAAAAAUAAAUUGUCACUUUGUGUUAUAGGUUACCCCAAAGAGAUUUUGAAAGAGUUGUAAAAGUUGACUCGAGUUAACUCUGAAGUUAGUGCACUGAGUGAAUGAGAUGCCAAUAUGUGCUAACGAUAGUGAGCGACAGUGACAGCGAUAUGUUUGUGGCGUAGUUCAGACCGGUGGGUGUCUGUAUGCUUUGUAACCAUCAAUAUUUUUGAGCACCAACUAGUCUGGGAAGUGCAGAGCUUAUGUCCAACCCUCUCUAGUAGAGGAGGCUAUUGAUGAUGGUCAAUAUGGCUAAAAUAGCGAAAUAUGUCGAAUAAAUGGCGCAGUAUAAUAUUUAAGUAAUGAUGCUUGUAAUAAUUUUAUUACGCCCGCAAUGUAUUGAUAGUGUUUAUGAAAAAAAAAACUGUACAUAAAACGAAUGCAAUUUCUUAUCUUACCUACAAAUACUUAUAGUACCUAUGUCUACCGUGUAUUUACAGUUUAACUGAGAAAAUUAAAUCUAUUAUGCGCUAGUAAUUUUCAUUAGAUACUUCUUAUAUAAUUAAUAAUUUCCAAAUAUUAACCAUUUAUUGUAAAUAUAACGAAAUUAUGUGAAAAAAUGUUUUGUAUAUAACUACAUAAAAUAAGUUUGUUAGAUUUAAGUGAUUAUGCCAACAUUCCAGUAUUAAAUAAUUCUAGUCAUUACUUAAUAGCACUUUUACCGAUAAAUGUUCUAUUGAAUAGACUUUUUGUGAUUAUUUUAUUAGCCAAUUAUUGUCGAAUCAAUUUUACUGGUCUCUGAAUGAAAAUAAUUGAUAUUAAGUACAUUAUUGCACUCGUAAGUCAUUUUAUCAGUA
Messenger RNA from Spodoptera frugiperda (fall armyworm), 2782 nucleotides. RefSeq names its product protein glass. Gene Ontology annotation, biological process: regulation of transcription by RNA polymerase II. Gene Ontology annotation, cellular component: nucleus. The transcript is spliced from 10 exons. Lineage: Eukaryota; Metazoa; Arthropoda; Insecta; Lepidoptera; Noctuidae. Gene Ontology annotation, molecular function: RNA polymerase II cis-regulatory region sequence-specific DNA binding; DNA-binding transcription factor activity, RNA polymerase II-specific. The coding region runs from base 332 to 1789 and encodes 485 amino acids. The record is from RefSeq and is a predicted model, not a curated record.